This is a messenger RNA of Sitodiplosis mosellana (orange wheat blossom midge), 712 nucleotides long. RefSeq names its product death-associated inhibitor of apoptosis 1-like. Lineage: Eukaryota; Metazoa; Arthropoda; Insecta; Diptera; Cecidomyiidae. The record is from RefSeq and is a predicted model, not a curated record. Gene Ontology annotation, molecular function: ubiquitin protein ligase activity; cysteine-type endopeptidase inhibitor activity involved in apoptotic process. Gene Ontology annotation, cellular component: nucleus; cytoplasm. Gene Ontology annotation, biological process: negative regulation of apoptotic process; positive regulation of protein ubiquitination; regulation of cell cycle. The transcript is spliced from 2 exons. The annotation marks the transcript as partial.
AUGGAAGACAACGUCGGUUCAAUUCGGGGAAACGCCGCAUAUCCGCUGCUGUCUAGUGAACCAUCACGCUUCUUGACUUUUUAUGACUGGCCAAAACAGCUAAAACAAAAACCUAAACAAUUGGCUGAAGCUGGAUUUUUUUACAUUAAAUUAAGUGAUCGCGUUAUUUGCUUCAGCUGUGGUGGUGGCAUACAUGCUUGGGAGGACGAGGAUGAUCCGUGGGAGCAACACGGAAUAUAUUAUGGAAGAUGUGAAUAUCUUCGGCUUAUGAAAGGAGAACGCUACCACGACGAAGUAAUGACGAAAUCUUUAAUAAAGGAUUUUGGUCUUUUAUUGACUGAAGACGAUCUACCGAAUGGUUCGCAGCUUUCGGAAGCAUUAAGGUCAGCGACGGGCAAUCUUUCAGUGAGCGAACCAUCACCAAAUGCUGUAACAACAACGACGAAUGAUGCGGCUGAAAAGACGCUAAAUUUAGAAAAUAAAAACGAUGAGAGCAAAAAAACAUGCAGAAUUUGCUAUGAAUGUGAAUACGAUUGCGCAUUUCUACCAUGCGGCCAUGUCGCCGCGAAAAAUGUUGAAGAUCGUAUUGUGCAGCUGAAUAUGAUCGAGGGUACGCACAAUGGAGCUAAUAGAAAUUACAAGAAUAAUAUUUUGGGAAUUUCCGAGAAACAUUUCUGGCCACAAAUCAGAAAGGAUUGUAAACAAUACGCGG